GAUGAACCAACUCUAUCUGUGCAGUGACAAUUAGCAAAGAUAGAUUAAUACCAAAAUCUAUACCCAAGCAAUAGUACUAAUAGUUAAGGUGGGCUAAAAAGGGCAACAUUCCCUACAAGAGCCCAAUAAGCUUCCAGUCAGUUCCACUGAACUCACUGUGAGCAAUGGAAAAGAACAUAAAAAGGGCAACAUGCCGCCCUUUAGGAUUCUUCAUCUGUCAGACCAUGCUAGGAGAAGGGUCUUUCCAGUCUCGAUGUGUCGGACCAGGCCAGGAGAGCUUUCUCUCCAGUCUUGAUGUGUCAGACCAUGCCAGGAGACUGGGCUCUCCAGUCUAAAUGUGUCAGACCAGGCCAGGAGAUGGGUUCCUCCAGUCUCCUACGGAGUGUCUUGUUGUGGUGAAGGAGGCCAGACGAACGAUUAAGACCCCCCAGGUGGAGAGGUUUGAUGGGACUAAGCAUGGAGGGACCUUCUGGUGUUACUGUUGUGGAAUUGAAAUGGAGAGAAACGUCACCGACGGCAACGUGGUUGUUUUACACGGGGGCUUGUUGGAGCACAUGGCUACACCCGAACACAAGAAGAACACCCAGAGGUUUUGGUGGGAGUACAAGGCCGAUCCUAAACUUAUGGAUAAGGUCCUCAUCACAACCGAGGCCACUGACAGAUUUAAAGCGGAGGUGGACAAAGCGUUGGCCUCUUAUGUGGAGAAGGAGGAUACAGUCCUUCUACAGCAUACACAUAUGAUCCAGUGCCAGGAGAGGCAUCGCCUGGAGGUUCUUCAGUCCUUUACAGAGCCUGAGGUUGAGCAGGAGCUGUCGAACGGAGGUCCGAGUCAAGGGACGCCUGUGGAGGAGGCUGCUAGACCUCUGGGAUCAAAGGAGCGCGCCGGGCCCAGCUGGGUUAAAGCAAAGGCUGAUGGGGUGGGACCAGGGAAAGGCCUGACGUUCAUUGGUCAUCAGGAUCCUUCAAACGAUGGAAAUGUUCACACAGGGGCCCUCCCCCCAUGGCUUCAAAGUGAUCCACUAAAGGAGGGUUCAGAAGGAGCAGAGGUCGGCCCAAGCCUCCAAGACUUCCUCAAGCACAAAGAGCAGGAGAAGGUUAAGAAGCUUCCUCCUAACCGAGUGGGAGCUAACUUUGACCACAGCUCCCAGACCAACGCAGACUGGCUGCCGUCGUUUGGCCGCGUGUGGAACAGUGGGAGGCGAUGGCAGUCGAGGAACCAAUUUAGAGAAGAAGAAGGUAAAAAGAAGAGAGAAAAGCAGGGAGAAUCCGGGGACUCGAAGAGAAUGAGGCCCAAUCCAUAACAGCAAAGCUUAUAACCAUUGGCCUGCCUUGAGGACGUCCAUACACUCCACGAUAUGGAUAUGUGUAUAGGUUCUACAGUUUGAAUUAUUUUACAGCAGAACUCCUGCAGACUUAACUAACUUAAUUUUACUAGUAGAUUCAGUGGAAUAAAGUGAUUGGAAAUCUG
Messenger RNA from Gadus macrocephalus (Pacific cod), 1468 nucleotides. RefSeq names its product centrosomal AT-AC splicing factor (gene cenatac). The transcript is spliced from 11 exons. Bases 336 to 1301 code for a protein of 321 amino acids. The record is from RefSeq and is a predicted model, not a curated record. NCBI's taxonomy places the organism in Eukaryota, Metazoa, Chordata, Actinopteri, Gadiformes, Gadidae.